This is a messenger RNA of Dromaius novaehollandiae (emu), 5270 nucleotides long. It is a transcript of the gene SEC14L1, whose product is annotated as SEC14 like lipid binding 1. The record is from RefSeq and is a predicted model, not a curated record. The transcript has 17 exons. Gene Ontology annotation, cellular component: cytosol; cytoplasm. Gene Ontology annotation, molecular function: RIG-I binding. Gene Ontology annotation, biological process: negative regulation of RIG-I signaling pathway. NCBI's taxonomy places the organism in Eukaryota, Metazoa, Chordata, Aves, Casuariiformes, Dromaiidae. Bases 344 to 2491 code for a protein of 715 amino acids.
GGCCCCGCCCCCGCCCUGUCACUAGUAACAACAGGCGGCGGCGCCGGCGGCGCCCCUCCCCCCGCCGGAACCGGCGCGCGGCCCCGCGCCGACAUGAGGCCAGAGCCCGGCCGGCCGCGCUGACGGGAGGCGAGCAGGCAUGGGUGAGCUCCCCUCGUGAGGAGGAUGUUCGGUGAACUUUCUUACGGCUCCCGCAUUUCUCGCCGGUCGCUUCUCAUCUCGAAGCGCCUGCGGCGUCGGUCCGCGGUGCCCUUCGGCUGGAGUCGGCAGGACGUCCCAGGAGUGCUAGUGUGAGAACGCGUUAGAGAAUAGAAAUCUGAAUUGAUCGUACUUAACUGCAGCUAUGGUGCAGAAGUAUCAAUCCCCUGUACGGGUGUAUAAACACCCUUUUGAGUUAAUUAUGGCAGCAUAUGAAAGAAGGUUUCCUACAUGUCCUCUAAUACCUAUGUUUGUAGCUAGCGACACCGUAAAUGAAUACAAGAGUGAGGACGAAGCUAUCCAUGUGAUUGAAAGGCGCUGUAAGCUGGAUAUAGAUGCACCACGGCUAUUGAAAAAGAUCGCAGGAGUGGAUUAUGUCUACUUUGUCCAGAAGAAUUCUUUGAACAGGCGAGAGCGGACUUUGCAUAUCGAGGCCUACAAUGAAACCUUCUCCAACAGAGUCAUUAUUAAUGAACACUGCUGUUACACAGUUCAUCCUGAUAAUGAAGACUGGACCUGUUUUGAACAGUCGGCAAGUCUGGACAUAAAAUCUUUCUUUGGUUUUGAAAGCACAGUGGAAAAGAUUGCCAUGAAGCAGUACACCAGCAAUAUUAAAAAGGGAAAAGAAAUAAUAGAAUACUACCUGAAGCAACUGGAGGAAGAAGGAAUAACCUUUGUUCCUCGUUGGACUCCUCCUGUUGCAUGUAAAUUGGAGAGCAGCGCAUCCCACACAAGACGACCAGUUUCCCCUGCCAUUAAUAUACCGGACUCUGCCACAAAGGAGGGCUUGAACAGCAAGGAGAUCCUCAACACCUCAAGCAGCCCUGCAGAGCCUACGGCAGGAACGCCUGAUGACAAGCUAGAUGCAGACUACAUCAAGCGUUACCUGGGUGACUUGACACCAAUGCAAGAAAGCUGCCUCAUUCGACUUAGGAAAUGGCUGCAGGAAACGCACAAGGGCAAAAUCCCGAAGGAUGAGCACAUUUUACGAUUUUUGCGUGCCCGGGACUUCAACAUUGAUAAAGCAAGAGAGAUUCUUUGCCAGUCGCUAACGUGGCGUAAACAGCAUCAGGUAGACUAUAUUCUGGACACCUGGAACCCUCCUCAAGUACUCCAAGAUUACUAUGCAGGAGGCUGGCAUCACCAUGACAAAGAUGGUCGCCCACUGUAUGUGCUGAGAUUGGGACAGAUGGAUACCAAAGGCUUAGUGCGAGCUCUUGGGGAAGAGGCCUUGCUUCGAUACGUUCUUUCUAUAAAUGAGGAAGGACUGAGGCGAUGUGAGGAGAACACAAAAGUAUUUGGCAGGCCAAUAAGCUCUUGGACCUGUCUAGUAGAUCUGGAAGGCUUGAACAUGAGGCAUUUGUGGAGACCUGGUGUCAAAGCAUUGCUAAGAAUCAUUGAAGUGGUUGAAGCCAAUUACCCUGAGACUCUGGGCCGUCUCCUUAUCCUGAGAGCACCACGAGUAUUUCCAGUUCUUUGGACGCUGGUUAGUCCAUUCAUUGAUGACAAUACUAGAAAGAAAUUUCUUAUUUAUGCCGGCAAUGACUACCAGGGUCCUGGGGGACUGCUGGAUUACAUUGAUAAAGAAAUUAUCCCUGAUUUCCUUGGUGGAGAGUGCAUGUGUGAAGUUCCAGAGGGUGGGCUGGUUCCCAAGUCCCUCUACCGGACAGCAGAAGAGUUGGAAAAUGAAGACAUAAAGCUUUGGACUGAAACAAUAUACCAAUCUGCAAGUGUCUUCAAAGGAGCUCCGCAUGAGGUUCUCAUUCAGAUUGUGGAUGCCUCGUCUGUGAUCACAUGGGAUUUUGAUGUGUGUAAAGGCGACAUUGUUUUUAACAUCUUUCAUUCCAAGAGAGCCCCACAGCCGCCUAAAAAGGACUCUCUGGGAGCUCACAGUAUUACAUCUCCUGGUGGGAACAAUGUCCAGUUAAUAGACAAAGUCUGGCAGUUGGGACGCGAUUACAGCAUGGUGGAGUCUGCCCUUAUCUGCAAAGAAGGGGAGAGUGUGCAGGGGUCACAUGUGACCAGAUGGCCUGGCUUUUAUAUUCUCCAGUGGAAAUUUCACAACAUGCCUGCCUGUGCUACAACCAACCUGCCUCGUGUGGAUGAUGUACUAGCAUCUCUGCAGGUCUCCUCUCAUAAAUGUAAAGUGAUGUACUAUACAGAAGUAAUAGGAUCAGAAGAUUUCAGAGGAUCUAUGACCAGCCUUGAAUCAAGCCACAGUGGAUUCUCCCAGCUCAGUGCUGCCACAACCUCUUCCAGCCAGUCCCAUUCCAGCUCCAUGAUUUCCAGGUAGUGCCACAACAGAUGAAAAGCAAAUGGAUGAGAUGGCUGGACCCUCGCCUGUGGCAGCUGACUGCAAUACAGCAUUAUUCAACUGGCAAUUGCAAAAAAAAAAAAAAAAAAUCGAAAAAGAAAAAAACCCACAAAAUCAAAAGCUUUUUAUAGAUAGUAAAGUAGCUGUUUGAAUUUUAAACUUAGUGGUUUUGGUCCCUGUUAGAUCCAACAGCUCGUCUCCUAACUUUAACCCUUUAUCCUAACUCAGCCAUAGAUAUUUUUGCAAGUACGCUUGCAACUUUGAACACGACUUUGAACACAAGGGCUCUCGUGGAAGGAAAAAUAAUCAGUGCAUCAGUUAAGAAUAAUUUUUCAAAUUGUGUAUAUGUUAAAAAGCAAAAAAGAGAAACCCUACCAAAAAUGCUCCAUAGUGCAUUAGAAAUCAACUGCAAGUCUCCUGUCAGGACAUUCUUUGUCACCUUAUGAAAUCCCCCAUGAUCUUCCAGUGCUGCAAACUGUCCUCCCAUUGCCACUAAGUGAUGUCCGAGACAAAGGAAAGCAGUUGCUGGAUACUUGAUUUUUGAGUCCAUUUUUUUCAAAGCGUGCCCACGGAGCUGUGGACAGGCUAUUAACACUAAUACCUUUUGUAUGAGCACAUUGUUGGGGAAUUUCAGCUCUGGGUAUUGAUGGGUUAAAGCAAUUCACAUUCUUUCCUUGGAUUUGCACUUGAAGCACUGUGGAGAGAGAGGCAGAGAGCAGGCUCUCCCUCGCUGUGUCACACUGGACUGGCCCAGACUUGGUCUGGAGAUUUGUUCCCAGUUUUGUGCUGGAGCCUCACUCCACUUACCCUAGUACACUCCACAUGAAUUCAUUUUAGUGAGACUCUGCUGUUACCAGGAAUAUAAGCAGAGUCUAAGCUUGCUUUUUAGAUCAGUCCAAAGGAGGUAUGGCUUACAUCCUUCCUGCGCACUUCUCAGUCCCUGCUGCCUCCUAUCCUUCCCUGUGUAUAUCAGAAAAAAGCAGAGCUUUACAUAGACAGGGAGCACAGGGAUCUUCAUUAUAAGUGAUAAAGAAACUCUCAGCAGUGCCUACUCUACCAUUUUCACUGUUGCUACUGCCAGUAGUGAAUUGCCAUUGUGGAUUUUUGUCCCUGCUAUACCCAGGCCCAAGCAAUCCUACUUGAACUCUUUUUUGUAAAGUUAGUUCAGAUAUUCUUCCACUCUGGGCCCCCUCUCCCAGGCACAGCAACGAGUUACUAAAUCUCCAAGGCACAAAAGACUUAAGUGCUGAGCAAAAGGGCAUCAUCAUGCAACGACAGACCAUAAUCUGGCAGUGGAGCCCUGAAGAUUUCUGUGUGGAGCACAGCAGGAGUUGCCUAGUUAGACCACUGGUCUGUCCUUACCCCCUUAAAGAGCUCAACUCUUCCCCUAGGCAAAAGGAGCUGCUGUUGCUGCUGCAGACCUUGCUAUAAAGCUAGAUAGGCUCUUUAAAGUCUUGCAGUAGUCUUGAGGAGACAGUAGUGGUGUUGGUAAUUGGGAGAGGAGCUUGCUGAGGUCUUGCAUUUUCAAAGCAGAACUCAAGAUACUGGAUGCCCUGCCUGAGGAAAGCUGGUCCUGAACUCAGUGUAAAUAUAUUUUUUUUUAACUGCAAAGCUUCUGAGAGGCAGGUUACUAACCUCUAACUAGAAACACCUCUUCUGCAGACCAGUUCUGGCCAUGCAACAUGGCAAAUAAAGCUGACAAAGCUUUACUUUAGUAACAGUGCUGAGAAGCAAGUCUCCUUAAACUUACCAGACUGGUCAAUUUUGUCUUUCUUUGCCUUUAAAACAUGGAGAUGGAGGUUAGACUGUUGCCUUGGCUGCCAAAACCUGCUGUUGUGGGGGGCAGACCACUGCUUAGGUGUUAAACAGCUCCCCCCUAGCGUCUGCACAGCAGGCAGAGCCACAUGCUGUGGUUCUCAUGCUGCUUGUGUGCGCUGUCUGUCUAGUAGGAAGCCAGCUCGCUGAAGAGGUGGCUUGAUUCUUGACAUGCAGGAGCCAGUAUUCCCAGGCAUGGGGGAGCUAAUGCAGGAGAAGAAACGAUCAGAUUUAACUUAACGUCACUUGUGGCUCUUUCCAAAUGCCACUUUCCAUUUACUGGGCUCUAAGGGUUCUACCUUGAAGAUGGUCCCCUUUCUUUCUUUCUUUCUUUUUUUUUCUCUCUCUCUCUCUCUCUCUCCCUCUCAGAUGGCGAUUUUGCUGACAACUGUAAAGAAACUGCUUCAUUCAACACUCCACAUCUGUCCAGAGGUGUCUGGCUUUGUAGACCUUUUGAGUUGCAGCCACUUCUCAAGUCUGAAGAUCAGUUUUGUUUUUCACUUGAGCUGGCUCAAAAGUGGCACUUUGGGUUUUUCCUCCUGUAAAUCUAACACAUCUUUCAGAGCUCAAAGCACAUGACAGCACAAACAGCUGGGGAGAUAAAAUUCCAGAAAAACAAGACUUAAUUCUCCUCUAAGUGAAGUGCUGUGCAAUAUGACUUGAUCAUUGCAGUGUGACUAAUUUCCCAUAGCCUGGUCUUUUUUUUCUGUGUGAUAUUAUUCCUAUUCUUAGUUCUCUCUGCCAAUGACCGUUCUGUUGGCUUUUUUUCCCCCCUGUUAUCAGUGUCUUUCUGCACUUCCCUGUCUAUAUUCAUAAAUUGCAUAUCAGAUUCUGUAAAUGUUUUGUAUACAUAAUACCUCAUUCUUGGUAAUAAAAUACAAAUAGUCUUUAAAAGAUUUUUUUUAUUGUUAUCAAUAAUAAAUGUGAACUGUUUGGAAAAAAA